AGAUUUGGAUCAAGAUUUUUCAGACUCCCACCCUUGGAUCAAGGGUGUUGGAGAGAUGCGCAACCUUAUAUUUGUGGCUUGCCUUUCUGGUUCUGCACUUGGCGCUGCCGCUUUUGUGCCAGCCUUUGUCCUUCCAUCUGCAGGUUUUGAACCUGCCGAAACUGCUCUCCGUGCAAGCAGAUUGAAUGGCCAAGCCAAAGGAACCCAGUUCACAUUGCCUAUGACCAGCAUUGCUGCUGGAGUUGCGCUCUUCGGUCUCUUUCGCCCUCGCAGAGCCAAAAAGGUCAGAAUCUCACGCAAAGCCGAACCGAUUGAAAUGGGCAAAAUUGAUCCACAAACAGGAGAGAGGAACUAUGUGAAUCCUUUCGAAGAACGGAUCGACAUCGACAAGGAUGUUCCUGCCGAUGCGCAGCGAGAACCCAGUGGGAAGAAGUUUUUUCCUUACACUGGGCCGGUCUACAAGAAAGUGCCAGUUGCGGAAGGACUCGAGUUUCCGCUGGAUCCAAACCUUUACUACCCACCCUUGGAACCACCUCCGCCUGGAGCAAAAUGGGGAGAUGGCCGAGCACCAGAUGGCAAUUGGUACAUGGACAUCGAGGAUGAGAAAGUGCAGUAUUGGCAAGGAGUUGGCAAGAGAAAGACAGCUUGCGCCAUCGUGAGAAUUGUGAAAGGCAAUGGCCAGUUCAUUGUAAAUGGCAGAGAUGCAAUUCAGUAUUUCAGCCACUAUCCAAUCUGGUGGCUGAAGGCGUGUGAGCCGCUGGCAGCCCUGUCUCAAAAGAACAAGUUUGACAUUAUUGCGAAAAGCUUUGGAGGGGGUAUCAGUGGUCAAGCUGGUGCCGUCCGACUAGCACUUGCAAGAGCAAUGCAGGAAUACAAUUUCAACUGGAGGCCCCUGAUGAAGAAAGCCAAAUUCCUCACUCGAGACUGGCGUAUGGUUGAGCCAAAGAAGACGGGUCAGCCAAAGGCCCGCAAGAAGACGCCAUACCACAAGCGCUGAGAAGGGCCAGUGUUGUGUCCUGUGCAAUGGGUAUGUUGUUUGCUUCUUUUGGAUUGAUGUUAGUGAGGUUUGUGUUCUGUGUUUUCUCUUCAUCUCAACAGUUUCACUAGGUUUGAACAUGGCCCGUUGACAUCCAUGAGCGGAAAAAGCCGUCCUCAAGUUGAGAGCUGUCAUCCAACCAGCUUCAGACAGGGAGCACACAUGUUUUCCCAGGUUCAAAGCUUUGAAGCCACUCUUCUCAAAUAUGUUUGAG
This is a messenger RNA of Durusdinium trenchii, 1250 nucleotides long. The record is from the annotation of a GenBank genome assembly. Lineage: Eukaryota; Dinophyceae; Suessiales; Symbiodiniaceae.